Messenger RNA from Botrytis byssoidea, 714 nucleotides. RefSeq lists its product as uncharacterized. Lineage: Eukaryota; Fungi; Ascomycota; Leotiomycetes; Helotiales; Sclerotiniaceae. The record is from RefSeq and is a predicted model, not a curated record. Bases 1 to 714 code for a protein of 237 amino acids. The transcript is spliced from 8 exons. Gene Ontology annotation, molecular function: protein binding.
AUGGAAAAGCCAUCAGAAGAUAAAUACGCCAUUCAUCAGGCUUGUCGAGAUGGUAGAACUGCUAUCGUGGAGUCCCUUCUCAAUGCCAACCCAAAACUCGCCUUCUUGAAAGAUGACGACGAAAGAUUGCCUAUUCAUUGGGCAGUUUCUUAUGGGCAUUUGGACAUUGUCAUAUUACUUUCCAAUGUGAAGAAUUUUGAUCCCGACGUACAGGAUGGGUCUGGAUGGACACCUCUUAUGAUCGCUGUCAGCCUCAAGGAAGGCGACGACAUUGUGAACUUAUUAUUGAAGAAAGAGGCUGAAGUGAAUGCUAAGAAUUUCACCGACCAGACCGCUCUGCACUUUGCCACCUCCAAAAACAACCUCCCAGUAGCCAAACUUCUACUUUCGCAAACCCCACCUGCAUCCUGUAGAAUUAAGGACAAGCGUGGACAGUAUGCAAUUCAUCGUGCAGCGGCUAUUGGAUCCACCCCAUUAGUUGAGUUAUUGUUGAAGAAUAAAAGUCCAUUGAAUCCUACGGAUGUCGCGGGACAGACACCACUUCAUCAUGCCGUUGCUGAAGGUCACGGUGACACUGCAGUAGCACUUUUAAAAGCCGGCGCAGAAACAGACAAGAAGGAUUUAGAUGGUUGCCUUGCGUUGGACCUUGCCCCUGACAGUCAGGUCAAGAAAUAUAUAGUUCAAUGGGCCGAGAUGGAGGGUAUCGACUUAUAG